GUGAAGAAGCUCUUUGUUUCUGGACAUUUCUCGUCUGGACUUGUUCUUCUUCACACUGUGCGGCGGUACGUCUCCCUCUGGCUCCUCCCACCAGGUGACAACCAAUCAAGUAAUCAGGAACAGGUUCGUUAAAAGAUGCUGAGCUCAGUGUUCCUGCUCUGUCUGAUGAUCGAUGUGGCUUCUACAGCACCACUGAGCUCAGACUCUGAUUCUUCGUCGCCCUCUUCAUCUGACAGUGAUGAAGAUCUUCAGCUGCCUACUGUGUUUCCCCUACUGGAAGCCCGGCCCAGUGGGAUUAUUGAGGUGGAUGACACAAAAAAAAACACCACCUUGAGGUUUGCCAUCUUCCUCAUCACUGAGGAGGAGGAGGGGAGCGGGUCUUACGGACGGGAAAGGUCCGACGACAUCAACGAUGAUGUCAGUAGUGAAGAAAUCACACGGCAGGGCAUUCAGCCAAAGACAUCGACUCUUCCCACCGAGCCAAAAACCAGCAGCAAGCCAAUGACUGAAGAGAAUGCAGAUCCCACGAUCAGCGCCGCGGGCAAACACUUCUCAUCAGAAGAAAUGAUGGGUGAUCAGCCGAUGUUUAUGGUUUCUGAUGAUGAAACUGAUGGAUUUAACAACACCUCCUCCAGGGGGCACAAUCAGAACCAAAACCUGAAUCUCUCUGAUGACUUUGAUUAUUUUACCAACAGCUCAACUGAGUCUAAUUUGCACCAAAAGCUUAGUGUGUCUGAUGAUUAUGAUAAUGCUGUUGAUCACAGCGAGGACACAGCUGCUCCAACAGCACCAACUUCUGGUGACAACAGCACAGAAUCCAGGGAGAUGAACAAUCAGCCAGCUAGAACCAUUCUUGAUUUCUUUCAUGACAUAAUUACCAGGUUUGAUGAACCAACAUUGUCUUUAACUGGUGACUUAAGCAACUCAUCAUCCUUAGAGGUCACUCAGUCGAAUCCAAACCUUCAGGGUAUCCCUUUAAAUCCAGACAACCAGGGUUCCGACAACAACCAGCAGGGGGUGUUGGGUGUUGACAUGGUGGAAUGGCCUGUUCCGGUUCCAGUGUCUAAAGAGGUCAUGAGUUCUAGCUCAGAGAAAGUAAUCUUGGGCAACCAGGACCAAGGCGGUUCUAGAAAAGGUAGCAUUAGCAGGUAUUUGGGGUUGGGUUCAAGACUUCAGGAGGUGUUCCACUCCAUCCAGGAGGUUGUAGAUCUGCUUCCCGGCAACCAGAGAGUAAUGGGGGCAAAGGGUAACCAUCACAAGCCUCUCGGUUCAACUCCCUACACUAGCAGUCAGAUGAGGUUUCUUUCGACCUCUGAUGAGAGUAAUGAGAGUUUAGAAUUUGUUAGCACUGAUCCCAAAAAUCAGACAAGUGUCAGUUUGCGUCCCGAGAGCCUGAAGUACACCACCACCAGUGUCAAGCAAGGCACUGGUUCUACAGAUCCCACACAGCAAGUUACUGGUCUGGCCACAAGCUCGGCCGCUGACUUGAUUAGUCCUGAAUCCACCAAAGAGGCUAACAAUGCCAGGUUGAACCCAAUCAGUCCAGAUCAGGAUGCAUCCCAGACGAACUUGACCAUUCUGAAGAAUACUGUGUCCAAAGAGACUUCCAAGUCAUCUCAGAUGGACAAUAGUUUAAACCCAGACAGCUCUGAGGAGAGUCGGGAGGUUGUGGCUUCAACAACACCUGGCCUGGGUCCUGACUCCAGAGACGGACAUCCAGAUGUCAGCUCCAGCAGUGAGGAGAUCCUGCUGGGCCUGGAUUUUACACAAACCCAAUCUGGAAGUAUUCGGUCAGAAUCAGAGGAGUCAGAUUCAUCAGACUCUGGAUCUGCAUUUGACUCUCCAGGAGUUGAUUCAGGGAAUAGCUCUAUGAGCGUAGCACUUCAUGCUAAUCCCAUCCCAACAUCUGAUUCCAAUCUGAGUCCAGGGUCUACCGUUAAUCCCAGUCUCAGUAUGAACUUCAGCACCAGCUCAGAGAUCAGUCUAGAAGAGUCUGAAAAAUCCCCAAUCAACAAGAUCCCGAAAGAUGCUAACCCCACUUUAGACGGUAACACCGACACCGGUAUCAUAGCCGCCAGCCCUGAGGUUAGCACGGACGGAACGCCUGAGGGCAGUGUAAAAGAUGCUGAAGCAGAUUCAAGUGCAGAUGCAACUGCUGAUUCUCACGAUGGUGAUGAUGAUGAUAGCAUUGAAGCUGACCCCAUCAUCAGCGCUACAGUGUACGGCACUGUUCUCCCAAGCGCGCAUGCAAACUUUGAUGCCAGCACAAACACUGGCAAUGAGUUGAGUGCAGAAGAGGACGGUCAUGCUACCACAGAGCCGGCCGCUGAAUACAGCACACACCCUCCUGACUCCAGGGCUAGCACUAUUGCUAUCGCUAGUGUAGAAAAAGCGCAAGCAGGUACGGAUUAUAGGACUGAAGCCAAUUCAGAUGCUAACAGCCCAGGUCCAAACCAAGCUGCCAACAGUGAAGAAAAUGUGGUCUCUCCUCUUCCUCCUCGCAGGAAGAUACCUUAUCGCUUUGGUUUCCUCGGCCCCAUCAGUCAUUUCCGUAGCAACGACCCCGUCGCCAAGCAGGUGAGAGUUGCCUCUCCUCACACCAUCGCCAGGGAAACAUUAGCAAUACUACGUCGCCGACUGGUGACACCACAACAACACGGUCCCGAUCAAAACGUUUUCUCGGAUCUGCUCCGUGGCUUCUUGAACCGCCGCCCACAGCCAGUCGGUCGCCACACGGGCAGGAAGCAGACGGCAGCUGCAGCUCAGAGCAGCAGUGAAGAAACAAGCUAGUUCGGAUGGUGUGUUGCCCCCAUUAGCUGAUUUUAAAGUGUGGAGGAGGUUUGAUCAGGACCAUGCACUACACAUGCAGAGUUUAGAGAGUGAUCAGGUUGCGAAACUCUGAGUAAUUUGAAAACAAUGGAUCCUGAUGAAAAACCCAAGUCGCUCCUCGUUUCUUUUCGAAUCAGUAACAGCAAGUGGUUGGAUUUCAUCAGGACAGGACGAGGCUAUGCUAACAGGCAAACAGUCACCGGCUCAUUGAAACAGGUAGACGACAGAAGUAAUAAAAGCUACUCUUGCUUGGUGUUAUGGCAAAUCUUUUUUCGAUGUACAAAUUCUCCUUAUUAAAGAAGUAGAAUAAAGAUCAGAAUAGGACGGUUAACCGCUGCCACACAGUGGAUGCUUCAGACAUGAUCUUCCAAUAUAUGCCACAAAGCAUAUCUGUGCAUUUGAUGUUUGCUCUCAUCAAUUAUAAUAUUUGACAUUACAACAGUGUUCCCUACUGUUUUCUUCAUGCCAUCUGGUUUACGCUGCUGUACAAUUAUCACAAGUUUAAAUUCUGUUGAUGUUCAGGAAACUCGAUCCAGUGUAAGUCCCAUUAUACCAACAGUUUAUGUUGUUUAUUUUAUACAAAUAAAUUGUAUGUAUUCAAAA
Molecule: messenger RNA, 3432 nt
Organism: Scophthalmus maximus (turbot)
Lineage: Eukaryota; Metazoa; Chordata; Actinopteri; Pleuronectiformes; Scophthalmidae
Product: dentin sialophosphoprotein-like
Exons: 5
Coding region: 136-2790 (884 amino acids)
Source: RefSeq, a predicted model, not a curated record